Molecule: messenger RNA, 225 nt
Organism: Rotaria sordida
Lineage: Eukaryota; Metazoa; Rotifera; Eurotatoria; Philodinida; Philodinidae
Source: the annotation of a GenBank genome assembly
AUGGUUGAUAAGGCUUUUGAUUUAUUCACUCGAACGAUUCAUAAUUCUUAUGAUAUGUCUCAUACAAAACUUGUUACUGCUCAACAAUUUAUGAAUAAUACAUUUUUCGAUAAAACUGAUAUAAUUCCACUCAUGGCUAAGCCAUAUGAAGAUGUUAAUGUUACCAAUGGUGGCAAUGAUGGUUCACAGGUUGUUAUUAAACCACCUGAUAAACCUAAUGGUUGA